AUGAUUAUUCAAUGGAUAUUUCUUUUAUUAGUACUAUGGAUAGUACCGAGCACUAGUCUUAUUUGUUAUGAUUGUUGGUGUUUACCUUCUGAUAUAUCUACUUGUAAUUGUCUUAGCACAACUGAUGUUGGAGAAGGUUCAUUUUGUACGAUCGUUGAAAAUUUCCAUUCAUCAGAGCCAUACGUAGAAUUAGCCCAUAAUUCUGAGAGUUUUUUAUACACUGGAAUAAAAGAUCCUUAUUAUAUUCAAGUCGAUGAAGCAAUUUUUUAUAAUGAGACAACCAAUAAAUGGGAAAUAAAAAUAAUAGAAAUGACUUAUGGAUGUGAUUGGGAUUACUGUAAUGAAUAUUCAUUGAUUUCUAUCUUGCCGAAUUCACUUAAAUUAGACAUUGAUGAAGAAUGGCUUACAACAAAUAUUUUCGGUACUGGGGUAGCUACUAGUUGUCACACAUGCACAAAUGAAACAUGUGGCAAUCAAACACAAUCUAUCGAUUAUGAUCAAUGUACGUUUACAUCAUGUGAUAAUUCGACUACGUGUUUAGUCUAUAGUUUAUGGCAUAAUAUUGAAACAGAUGAAUCCUGCUAUUAUUCUGAAUGUACACAAUCAUCACUGGUAGAUGAAUUUGAUGACGACAGUGAAAAAUAUCAAGUUCUAAUUCAAGCCGUUGUUUAUUUAUCACUAGAUCGUUCAGAUUUGGAAAUUUGGCAAUUAAGUAUCAAUUGUGGCGUUGAUAAUUGUAGUCGUUCAAGUAUUUUUCAAGAAAUUAAAGCACAAAUUAAAGAUGAUAUGAGUAAUUUAACAUAUUUUCCAAUUGCUCGUCCUACAACCACACCACGACCAUUAACAACAACGUCAACUUUACCGAUUCGUUCUCUUUCUUGUUAUAAUUGUUCAUGUACUGGAACGACAUGCCCUUGCACAACCUUUGAAAUAAGUUCAGCAGAUAAUACCUAUUGUUAUCUUGAACGUAAAUUUAAAGCACAAGAUGUACAUAUUAAUUUUGGACAUAUUAAUAUUAACUCAACAUAUGUUUAUAUUCGUGAUUAUCCUUUUGUAUUAAUUGAAGAAUCAAUUAUUUACCAAGAAACAACAGGUCGAUGGGAUACUAGAAUUGAAUCUGUUAUGUAUGGAUGUAAUUGGAAUUUAUGUAACAAACCGGAACUUAUUCCUUAUUUACCAUCUACUUUUCUAAUGCGUCUGCCUGAACUAUGGUUAAAUUCUAGUAUACUAGGUACUGGGCAGCCAACACGUAACUGUCAUAUAUGUCCAAGUGGUCCCGUAUGUAGCAAUAUUGGAUUUAUUAAUGGUUCUCAAUGUCCUAUUUUACCAUGCAAUACCACUUGUCUUGUUUCUAGUAAAUAUACAGAUCCAGCAAGUAUUGAUCAAUGCUAUGACUCAUAUUGUGCUGCACCUGAUCAGCCAGAUUUUGAAAUUGAUAAACAUCGUGUACAACUCAAAGGUAUUUUAUAUUCUAGUCGUCCUACAAAUGUUGAGUUAUGGGAAACGGAUCUCUAUUGCCGAGCAGAUGAUUGUUCAAAUCCAGAAACCUUUAAAGAACUUCGAGAAAAUCUUAUUGUUCAACCAGGUGAUAUAACAGCUAUAUUUAAUCAAACAGCUGAACCACCAACAUUUCGAUGUUUUGAUUGCUUUUGUGAAGGAGAAGUUAAUUGUGAAUGUAAUACUGUUUCAUCGGUGAUGGAUGAUCCUACCUAUUGUACAAUAACGCGUACUUAUGAUGGUGAAAAUGUUUAUAUCUAUUUUAGUCAUCUUGAAACUGAUUCAUCGUAUUUAAAUAUUCGUGAUUUUCCAUAUAUCCUUGUUUCAGAAUCAAUUAUAUAUAAUAAUGAAACUGGUAAAUGGUUGACUAGAACCAAUGAAGUUGUAUACGGAUGUGAUUGGGAUUAUUGUAAUAGACCAGCACUUCUUCCAUUAUUACCAUCCAGUUUGCAAAUGACUCUUCCAGAAUCAUGGUUAAACUCAAGUAUAUUAGGUACUGGAGAAUCAACAUUUUCUUGUCAUGAAUGUGCUAAUGCUUCAAUAUGUAGUUUAAAUCAAACAAUCGAUGGCGAUUCGUGUCCUGUCCAACCUUGUACUACCACGUGUCGCGUUUCCAAUACAUAUAAUAAUCUAAUAGAUAAUCAACAAUGUUAUCAAUCAUAUUGUGUGUCGGAGAAUUCUGAGAAAUUGACCUAUGAUAGCAAUCUUGUAAAAAUCGAAGGUAUUCUAUAUGCAAAUCAACCAACACAUGCUGAACUAUGGGAAGUAAAUAUUUAUUGUCAGGUUGAUAAUUGUUCACGUCCAGAUAUUUUUCAAGAGAUUAAACAAGACCUUAUUGUCAAUCUAGGUAAUAUUACAGAAAUAUUUAAUCAAGCAAAUAUAGGCGAACCUGGUCAACUACAUUGUUACGAAUGCUAUUGUGUGAAUGAUCCGAUUUGUGAUUGCAAUAAAACUGUUCCCCUACGUGAUAAUUUAACUUUCUGUACGAUUAUUCGUCUAUACGAUGGACAAGACUUCUACACUUUUUUAGAACAUAUCGAUCGAAACUCAACUCAUAUUUAUAUACGUGAAUUUCCCUUUCUACUUGUCGAUGAAUCAAUUCUAUAUAAUGAAGCUAAUGGACGAUGGAACACAAAGUCGGAUGCAAUUAUUUAUGGAUGUAAUACAGACUUCUGUAAUGAUCCUCGUCUUGUGCCUAAACUGCCAGUCAGUUUUCAAAUGCGUCUCUCAGAAUCAUGGCUUAACGACAGUGUUUUAGGUACUGGUCAACCAGUACGUGAUUGCCAUGAAUGUCCAGAAGCUCCUCAAUGUGGCACAGGGGAGUUUCUUGAUAGUAGUCGAUGCCCAAUUAAAUCAUGCAAUACGACUUGUCGUGUUUCCGAUACAUAUGAUGAUCCAGAGAAGGAUGAAUUAUGUUAUCAAUCAUUUUGUGUUUCACCUGAUUCAGAGUUUUUCGAAAUGGGCCCACAUCGAGUUGAAAUCGAAGGAAUUUUAUACGGCAACCGUCCCAAUGCUCAAGUCGAACUAUGGGAAGUUGAUAUUUUUUGCCGUGCCGAUGAUUGCUCUCGACCAGAAAUAUUUAAAGAAUUACAAGCAGGACUUGUACUAAACACCGGUGAUCUUUCAGCAUUCUUCAAUAUAACAACUUUACCAACAAUAACAACUACACUUGCACCACCUACUCAAACUGCAACUGUUCCACCUACUCAACCGAGAAUUACAUGUUAUGAUUGUGCGUGUUAUGAUAAUCCUGAUUGUUCAUGCAACACAGUGAAACCAGCAGAUGCAAUGACAAGCUAUUGUACAAUUAUACGUGUCAAUUAUGAAAAUGGUCAUUUUACAACUGAUUUAGAACAUAUUGAUAGAAAUUCAACUCGAGUUUAUAUUCGUAAAUUUCCUUAUGUUCUUGCAGAAGAAUCAAUACUUUACAAUGAAACUACCAAAAGUUGGAGUACGCGUGCUAAUAUUUUAGUCUAUGGUUGCAAUUGGAAUUUAUGCAAUCAUCCCAGCCUUGUUAAAUUACUUCCUGAUAGUUUCAAAAUGACUCUAAACGAUGAAUGGUUGAAUACAAAUAUUUUAUACAAUGGAUCGAGCAGUCGCGAUUGCCAUCAAUGUCCAGAAGCUCCUCAAUGUGGUACAACGGAAUUUCUCGAUUCUAGUCGAUGUCCAGUUAAACCAUGCAAUACAACUUGUAUUGUUUCCGAUACAUUUGAUGAUCCCGAACAAGAUAAACUAUGUUAUCAAUCUUAUUGUGCUUCAGCUGAUUCAGAUCCAGAAGAAAAUCAACAUCGUGUUGAACUUGAAGGGAUUAUCUACGGUGACCAACCUACAGUUGUAGAACUCUGGGAAAUUGAUUUAUAUUGUCGAGCAGAUGAUUGCUCACGACCUGAAAUAUUCAAUGAAAUUCGACAAAAUUUAACAAUAGACGCAACUAAUAUUACUCUUCUUUUCGAUAACUCAUCUCGACCUAUCAUCGAACCUGAACUUAUUUGUUAUGAUUGUUUUUGUUAUGAUGAUCCCGUUUGUGAAUGUGAAACAUUCACUGUAUAUAGUGCUAAAUCAACUUAUUGCACAAUUAUACGUGACAGUUUCGGUGAAGACUAUGCUGUCGUUUUAGAGCAUAUAAAUCGAAACUCAACUCGUGUCUAUAUAUCUGAAUUUCCAUACUUACUUGUCGAAGAAUCGAUUAUUUACAACGAAACAACUAAAAUAUGGAGUACAAUAAAUAAUGUUGCCGUUUUUGGAUGUAAUUGGGAUUAUUGUAAUAAUCCUAGUCUUAUUUCUCAUCUGCCAGACAGUUUUCAAAUGCGUCUACCAGAUGCAUGGUUAAAUACCAAUGUUUUAGGUGCUGGUCAACCAGUACGCGAUUGUCAUGAAUGUCCAGAAGCUCCUCAAUGUGGCACAAGUGAAUUUAUUGAUGCUGGUCGAUGUCCGGUUAAAGCAUGCAAUACGACUUGUGUUGUUUCCGAUACAUAUGAUGAUCCAGAGAAGGAUGAAUUAUGUUAUCAAUCAUUUUGUGCUCCACCUGAUUCAGAAUUCUUCGAAAUAGAUCCUCAUCGAGUUGAAAUGGAAGGUGUUAUAUAUGGCAGUCGUCCUAGAAAUGUUGAAUUAUGGGAAGUUGAUAUCUUUUGCCGUGGUGAUGAUUGUUCUCGACCUGAACUAUUUAAAGAGAUUAGAGAACAAUUCUGUGUAAAACUAGGUGAUUAUACUGCCUUUUUUGGUAAUGCAUCAACAGGUGAAUCUAGCAAUGGUACAAAUAUAUGCUCAACAAUUACAACCUCUACAGUUACUACUACACCAUCCAGAACUGUAACAUCGACCACUACUACAUCCAGACCUGCAACAUCGAUCACUACUACAUCCAGAAUUACAACACCGACAGCUCCAGUAUCAACGACAUCUACGAACAGUUCGAUUAUCACAACUAAAGCUACAACUGUAUCUGAGCAAAUAACGACUACGUCAAGCGCGUCAACCUCUGCACAACAUACUGUUGUGACCCUAUUUUUCAUGUUCAUUUCACUUAUCAGUUUUUAUUGA
Rotaria socialis is the source of this 5037-nucleotide messenger RNA. Lineage: Eukaryota; Metazoa; Rotifera; Eurotatoria; Philodinida; Philodinidae. The record is from the annotation of a GenBank genome assembly.